Messenger RNA from Manis javanica (Malayan pangolin), 3695 nucleotides. RefSeq names its product receptor interacting serine/threonine kinase 4 (gene RIPK4). Gene Ontology annotation, molecular function: protein binding; protein kinase activity; ATP binding. Gene Ontology annotation, cellular component: cytoplasm. Gene Ontology annotation, biological process: protein phosphorylation. The record is from RefSeq and is a predicted model, not a curated record. NCBI's taxonomy places the organism in Eukaryota, Metazoa, Chordata, Mammalia, Pholidota, Manidae.
AUGGAGGGCCAGAGCGGGAGCCCGUGGGCCCUGGGGCUGCUGCGCACCUUCGACGCGGGCGAGUUCGCGGGCUGGGAGAAGGUCGGCUCGGGCGGCUUCGGACAGGUGUACAAGGUGCGCCACGUCCACUGGAAGACGUGGCUCGCCAUCAAGUGCUCGCCGAGCCUGCACGUCGACGACAGGGAGCGUAUGGAACUUUUGGAGGAAGCCAAGAAAAUGGAGAUGGCCAAGUUCCGGUAUAUUCUGCCUGUGUAUGGCAUAUGCCAAGCGCCUGUUGGCCUGGUCAUGGAAUACAUGGAGACGGGCUCGCUGGAGAAGCUGCUGGCCUCUGAGCCGUUGCCGUGGGAUCUGCGCUUCCGCAUCAUCCACGAGACCGCAGUGGGCAUGAACUUCCUGCACUGCAUGGCCCCGCCGCUCCUUCACUUGGACCUCAAGCCUGCAAAUAUCCUGCUGGAUGCCCACUAUCAUGUCAAGAUCUCCGAUUUUGGGCUGGCCAAGUGCAAUGGGCUGUCCCACUCCCACGACCUCAGCAUGGACGGCCUGUUCGGCACCAUUGCCUACCUCCCUCCGGAGCGCAUCCGGGAGAAGAGCCGGCUCUUUGACACCAAGCAUGACGUGUACAGCUUUGCCAUUGUGCUCUGGGGUGUGCUUACACAGAAGAAACCAUUUGCAGACGAGAAGAACAUCCUGCACAUCAUGGUGAAGGUGGUGAAGGGGCACCGCCCGGAGCUGCCGCCUGUCUGCAGAGCCCGGCCGCGCGCCUGCGGCAGCCUCGUACACCUCAUGCAGCGGUGCUGGCACGGGGACCCCAGAGAGCGGCCCACCUUCCAGGAAAUUACUUCCGAAACCGAGGACCUGUGUGAAAAACCCGAUGAAGAGGUGAAGGAGACGACGGCCCAUGAUGUAGAUGUGAGGAGUCCGCCGCAGCCCAGGAGCCAGGCCCCUGUGUCCACACCUCUGAAACGAGCCUCCGCCCCAACCUUUGAUAACGACUACAGCCUCUCGGAGCUGUUGUCUCAGCUGGACUCGGGCAUCUCGCAGACUCUCGAGGGCCCUGAAGAGUUCAGCCGCAGCUCCUCCGAGUCCAGGCUUCCGUCGACAGGCAGCGGCAAGCGGCUGUCGGGGGUGUCUUCAGUGGACUCUGCCUUCUCCUCCAGGGGAUCUCUGUCCCUGUCCUUUGAGCGGGAGCCUUCCACGGGAGAUCUUGGCACCACUGACGUCCAGAAGAAGAAACUUGUGGAUGCUGUGGUGACCGGGGACACCAGCAGGCUGAUGAAGAUCCUGCAGCCCCAGGACGUCGACCUGGUCUUGGAUGGCGGCGCCAGUCUACUGCACCUGGCUGUGGAGGCCGGGCAGGAGGAGUGUGUCAAGUGGCUUCUCCUCAACAACGCCAACCCCAACCUGACCAACAAGAAGGGCUCCACCCCGCUCCAUGUGGCCGUGGAGAAGCGGGUGCGUGGUGUUGUGGAGCUCCUGCUGGCCCGGAAGAUCAGUGUCAAUGCCGCGGAUGAGGACCAGUGGACGGCCCUCCACUUUGCGGCCCAGAACGGGGACGAGUGUAGCACGCGGCUGCUGCUGGAGAAGAAUGCCUCCAUCAAUGAGGUGGACUGCGAGGGCCGCACGCCCAUGCACGUGGCCUGCCAGCAUGGGCAGGAAAGCAUCGUGCGCAUCUUGCUGCGCAGAGGUGUCGACGGGGGACUGCAGGGGAAGGAUGCCUGGGGGCCGCUGCACUACGCCGCCUGGCAGGGCCACCUGCCCAUCGUCAAGCUGCUGGCGAAACAGCCAGGGGUGAGUGUGAACGCCCAGACGUUGGAUGGGAGGACGCCCCUGCACCUAGCCGCCCAGCGAGGGCACUACCGUGUGGCCCGCAUCCUCAUCGACUUGCAGUCUGAUGUCAACCUCUGCAGCCUGCUCUCGCAGACGCCCCUGCAUGUCGCCGCAGAGACGGGGCACACGAGCACCACCAGGCUGCUCCUGCAUCGGGGUGCCAGCAUGGAGGCAGUGACUUCGGAGGGCUGCACUGCCCUGCACCUGGCUUCCCGGAAUGGGCACCUGGCAACUGUCAAGCUGCUCGUGGAGGCGAAGGCCGAUGUGCUGGCCCGGGGGCCCCGGAACCAGACAGCGCUGCACCUGGCUGCCUCCGGUGGGCACUCAGAUGUCGUUGAGGAGCUGGUGAGUGCUGACAUGCUCAACUUGUCCGAUGAGCAGGGCCUCAGCGCGCUGCACUUGGCCGCCCAGGGCCGGCAUGCCAGGACCGUGGAGACACUGCUUAAACACGGGGCCCAUGUCAACCUGCAGAGUCUCAAGUUCCAGGGUGGCCACAGCCCAGCUGCCAUGCUGCUCCGGCGGAGCAAGACCUAGCCUGCUGCCUAUGGAGACCGGGGCCCCACACAGGGUUCUCGUCCCAUUGUGUUCUGCUGUGGGGAUGAAACGAUGCUGAGCUGGUCAGUAUCGCUCGCCUUGUCAGUGGCCUGGCGGGCAUUGACCAAGCAGGCCCCAAAGAGGCAGGUGGCUGCUGACUCUUGAUCCGUGCUGGGCAUCUGCUUAUGUGUUACCCUCCGAGUGAAGUUGGUUAUUAGAACGUGCUUGGCUGCCAGCCCACCUUUCCCUCCGUGCCUGGUGUCGGGUAAUGUGUUGGAAUCAUUUCGCUGUGGUCCUUGCUCCUGCUGUGGGUGCCUCUCUCAGCACAAGGUGGCCCCCGAGCUUCGGCGGGAUUGGGUCCGCCCUGUCAUGAGCCAAGCCACGUGUGACUGUGUGCAGCGCACCAGCCUGGAGCAGCCGGUGUGGGAGGAGGUGUGAUUCUUACUCGUGGGCAGUGGCAGGCAAAGCAGCCUGUUUCAGAAAGUUGUAGUGGAAUUCUUGUUUUAUAGAAUAUCUUUGAUAGAUGAACACAAUAUCAGCUGUUGCUUUAAGCCUGUUAAUGUUCAUAUCUUUGGAGAGGCUAGUCUGAGGAAUGAGUAUAUAAAGUAAUAGGGUUGGUUUUGGAAAACAGUUAUCCUAGCAGCUCUUUCAUGUCCAAAUAUGUUUGUCCUGCCAGCAGUCCUCAUGGCAGCGACACACGUCUCCUGACUGCUGCAUGAUCUCGUUAAUUUCUUUUUGCAUAAAAUAUUUUGUGAGGUCUAGAGCCAAAUGUGUGAAAGUCAUUAAGGAAUUCAUACGUGAUAACCUCAGCUGUGGGCUGAAACCAGGGUCGCCUAGCUGAUGAACCCCCUUACCCCUGGUUUCUCCCAGCUCUGGGCUGCGGUAAGGUGUGUGUGUGUGCUGCUGUUUGGGCCUCAGGUGUUCUGACCCACUUUACAAACAGCUGUGCUGGGCAGGAGCCUUGGUGAUUGAGGUGUGACCCCGAGGUGGCUCUCGGAGACAGCUGCACACUUGGGUAUGAAAAACUUUAUUUUGUAACCCAAUUCCCUUGUUGUUGUGUGUCCCGUGUGGCACUCCCUGAGUGUGUUAGAGAAUGCUGCAGGGCGUGAGCUUGCACAUGCCCUGUAGCCCGGUGUAUAAUACAGAGAUUGAUAUUAAUGUACCGUGUAUGUUAAUGUGAAUCUGUGGGCAGGAAAUACCCAGACUGCUUAGAACUGGCUAUGUUUUAAUAUGCCUCGUGCUUUUACUAUGUUAUGCUAUUGUUGUAUAGAAUGUGUGGAGGAUGGAAAGUUCUGUUUGAUGUCAAUAAAGCUAAGUACUCUUUUUUUUUUGCA